Aureobasidium subglaciale EXF-2481 is the source of this 1317-nucleotide messenger RNA. RefSeq lists its product as uncharacterized. The coding region runs from base 1 to 1317 and encodes 438 amino acids. The record is from RefSeq and is a predicted model, not a curated record. Lineage: Eukaryota; Fungi; Ascomycota; Dothideomycetes; Dothideales; Saccotheciaceae. The transcript has 3 exons.
AUGCGUGACCUCACAAAUGCGGUAGAGGAGUCGGAAACACCACCCAACGUCGCCAGUAGUCGUAGAUCACGUGUCAGAUCGAAUUUGAGCGAAGAGCAACUCCGGCGCAAGCGCAAUGUCGACCGUCGAGCUCAGCAAGCUUUUCGCCAGCGAAACAAGGAUCACACAAACCGCUUGCAAGAGGAGCUCGAUCAAUUGCGCACGAAAUGGCGGUCGAGAGAGCACGAACUACUCCAGGAUAUCCAACAGCUCCACGAGCAGAAUCAUGUUCUUGUCCGUCGCUUACAAGACGUCGCUUCCCUUGCUACAUCCACAGGAGCUACCGUGGAUCUAUCUCGCCUCUCCGGAGAAGCUGUUGCUAUUCAAAGGCUCAGCGACGAUCAUAGCACUCAGUCCACGAGCCGCAAUGCCGCCUCUGAGUCUGUUGAACAUCGCACCGCUAGUCCACUCGACGAUGACUUGAUUAUACAGGAGGCCGGGCCGCCGACGAUUACAGGCAUCACAAAUCCCUCCAUACUCCAGGAACCAGUCCCUGCCUCGGAUUUCGGACGUGAUACGAGUCCCCAGGUUGCCGAGACCCACUUCACGUCUAGCAGAGUCGACCAGGCAUUCUCACUGCGAGGUUCGCCUGAAGUGUCACCUAGCGCGCUUGCCCACCAGAGCCCCAAUGAGGCCGUAUACACCAGUCUGCCAUUGCACAUGUCUCCCACAUGCCCUCUGGACCAUAUCCUGCUUGGGUUUCUCACGAGCAAUCGGACCAUGCAUUCUAACGGUACUUCCUCGGAGCUGCUCGCUGGACCUGAGAAGGCUUCUGUGAGAGGCUUUGUCCACAGAAACUCCGACCUCUCUAGCCAUCCGAUUAGUAAAGUCAUGUGUGAGAUCAUGUCAACGUACCCCUCGGUCGGCAGAGCUGAACAGCUUGGUUUGUUUUAUCUGAUGCACCAAACAAUGAGGUGGCUGGUAGUUCCUGUGCGGCCAAGUUACAUGUCCAUGCCCAGCUGGCUGCGUCCGACUGUAACGCAGAUCACCGUUCCCCAUCCCGCGUGGAUUGACAACGUUCCUUGGCCAGAAGUACGAGACAAAAUCAUCAUGUGCCCUCACAGAUAUCCUUAUGAGUUGUGGACGGCCAAUUUUACACAGACCGUCAAGGUGGGUUGGCCCUAUGAGAUAACCGAUGCUUGGGUUGAAAGGAAUGGCGAUUAUGUCUUGCACUCCAUAUUCGAAAAGCAUGUUCGCAGACUGGAGAAUUGGUCCGUUUCGCCUCAAUUUGGGCAGGCCUUUCCCGACCUGAUGCCAAUCAUGUUACGCGAGCAGUGA